Molecule: messenger RNA, 4516 nt
Organism: Athalia rosae (coleseed sawfly)
Lineage: Eukaryota; Metazoa; Arthropoda; Insecta; Hymenoptera; Athaliidae
Exons: 4
Coding region: 2800-3276 (158 amino acids)
Source: RefSeq, a predicted model, not a curated record
GCGAGCGAGGAUGAAUAUUCCAUCGUCGCUGUAGGGGUGACGACCGUCUGCUGACGUCAUUCGAAUUCCCGGCGCCUCCGCGAAGGCGAACUGACGUCAUCGGGGGUAGAUUCGGGACUCCGGGGGGUGGAGGCGAGGAGCCAAUAACGGGCACGUGCGGUUUGCGCGAGCCCGCGUGGCGCCCGAGACGUUCGACGUCUCGGGAUUCCGCGGCGUGGAGACGGUGACGGGUCCUGGAGAUGAAGGAUAACGACGAUAUUUUUGCGAGCCGCUCGAUUCCUCAUACGGACGCUCGAUUGCGUGUAAUUGUAACGCCCCACCGACUGUCCGUAGAUUCCGUUGCAGCUAUGACGACCUGCGGCCAGGCGUUGACUCCUCGGUAUACCUUCCGCAUCGAUUUAACUCCGGAACGACCGUGGUGUCUUCUUCGUUUUUUCAACGUCAAACCGUACAUGCUGGGAUAAUUCAAAACUAAUCCGUAGUAUUAUCGACCCCGUGCGCCGUAUACCUGUAGCUAUGUAAAUCCGUACGACUGCACUACACCGCGAUUUCCAACGCGAACGUCGCUCAAGAUUUUCAAUUCUAUUUUCCGAAACGAAUGGAAAUUUUGACAGGUCCCAAGAUAAAACGAAGGCUCGAUUUUCCUAGUUUUCGGAAAAAAGAGACGAUCGGGAUCGGCUCGUUUUGAAAAUCGGCCUUAUUCCUUUUCUCGGACACCCUGUACGAUGUAAUUUUGUUGGAUUUUCUCGACUCGCCCGAGUCAGUCGAUGCAUCGAUUUGUUAUACGUACAUACGUACCUAUACAUGUAUGUACAGGCGUACCUAUAUACACCUGUGUACGUAACAUCUAGACGUAACGUGAUUGAAAUCUUAGAGCUAUACGUGCGAAAGCAGAGCGUAUUGUUACGGUUAUGAAGAGAGCGAUACGUUAUCGCCAUUGACGCACGAACUGCAAUCUUUUGCGCGAACGGUAAAUAUUCCCAGCUCUCGUCUAUUUUCCCUCUAUCGUGAACGGAGCUAGCGGGGGAUCAUUUCGAAGACGUCGUCGAUAGUCGGAAGCCUUGUACACACGACAUAGGUAUACAUGUACAUACAUACAUACAUACCUACACGGUCGGAGCAGUCACCUGUUAAUUUAUCGCAACGGAAUCGCGACGAUUGAUAAUAAAUUUCUUUGACGUUUAACGUGUCAUAAAAACGCCGCUGUAAUCGCGUUGAAUUUAUUGGAAGAAGUUCGCGAUGACGCUGGUGAAAUUCAUCCGAGUUUCAACAUUGUAAAAUUCGGCUGUCUCGAGGAAUUGAGAUAGGAGAAUCAGUGGAAGACGAAUCAGAGCAAACCGAACGGGGUUUGACCGUCGUCUGGUUGUUUGGCGCGUGCCGGACCCGCACGCAUCGGAGACGCUUCGGAAUUCCGAAAAGAAUUUCGCCCGACUAUUCGCGGCACGCGGUCGGAGUUCGUGCCGCGCGAUGCUUCGGAUCGUUUCGACGUGCCGAAGAAAAGUGAAACGAGUAGGUCGGUACUGCGGAAGGAACGAAAGCACGCGGAUAACGAAGCGACGAAUUCGCAACGAUCGGAUCGUAGUUACACGGGCGAGACUAGGGGUCAUCGUAACGCGAAAACGCGCCGCUUCUCUAUACCCGCCGAUGACCUCGACGUUGCAGGGUCGAGAUUUUAAAGAGAAACGUUUACGCCGAGGUCCGAUUUAUGCGGCUCGCCGCUACCGAAGCGUUCUCUCAACGCCGGGUUAAAUGAGGCUCGAGAACCGGGGAACUUGAAAAUUGACGAGAGAAAAAAAAUACACACGGCGUCUUCACUACGUACACAACGUAAUUAUCGCUGCACACGCGGUUCGUCUCGUUCGUAGAACGGCCGAUGACCGGCACCUAGCGACCUAACGACCGAGCGAAUCCCAAUCCUCCUCGGAUUUGGAAUUUCGGUCCCGGGGACCUUCGGGGCAUUGAUAUCGUAUCGCGGUUCGUUAAGUCCUUCUUCUCGAUUGCAUGUACCUACGUAUAUACAUGUAUCUUCGACGUUCACAUUUGGCGACGCCUCGGGUUCGCGUAGGGGCGUCGCGACGCUCGGGGCAUUCGUACGCCCUGCUGCCUCAGUGGUCGAAGUCAGUCCGUGGGAGACGACGUCUCUUGGUGCGUCGUCCGACGUUACGGCUCCGCGGUCUAUCGUUCGAUCAGAUUUUACGAAACGACGUUGCUGCAGCUCGUUCGUAAUUGUAGCGCGCGCGCGAAAACUAUUUUUGUACAAAGGAACGUCUGAUUUUCGAAGAGAACGGAGAAACGUGUACGUGAAAUACCGGCUACUUCGAUAAUCCGGGGGCAAGACGAACGCGAAUUUACUUUUUUUCUCUUCCACGCUUAAUCGCCGGCGUACAACGACCGUAGACGACAACUUUUACGUGCGAACGUUACACUGGUUUACGUGUAUGUUUUAUUGAAAUCGAAUAACGGAUGAGCGACUUUUUCGAUAAUCACCGUUGAAAAGUACAGCAGAACUGCAGUGACUGACUACGAGGACGAUAAUUGUCUUGUGAUUUGAACGAUCGAUCAAAAGACUCCGGGGGUGUCGCUUUCCGAGUUUUGCUAAUGGUCAAAGGUUGACCACGGCCACGACUAGGUACUUAUGGUACUGCUUCGUUUUACUCGAAUCUUAGCAAAAAAAAUCUAAGAAGACGAGAUUACCUUCGAGUCAAUCCGGAUUGCAAACGCAUUAAUCCAAUCAACGAGACUACCUGCGCUACGAAACUAUCUUAUGCCGGUCCUUUUGACCGAUAAGCUUCACGCGCGAUGCAGAAUCAAAAUCAACCCGAAAAGCCUUUCGUUCCAGGUAUGCUGCCGGACAUAGCCGUCACCAUGGUAUGCGGGCGGGAGAUCCACGGCGCAUUCAGUUUGAUCGUGGACGAUGUCGACUCAUCCGGCGAGUCAAUUUCGAUGAGCGCUGGGGGUCAAAAUUUCGAAGGGUCAUCCUGCACGGGUAGCGGCGGCAGUUCGCAGGAGACGUCCCGGUCCUACUCCCACCCCUCGUCGUCCACCCCCCUGGAGUGUCUGGUGGGACCGAGAGAGAGGAUAAAGCGGAUCCAGGUCGAGGCGGAGACGCGACGGGGUGAAUUCGCGAGGCUCUUGGAAGAGCACGCCCAGGUGGUACGAAAGCUGAAAAUGAUGGAGGCGGAGGAGCAGCUCAACGUGGGUGCCGCAUCCGCGACGACCUCAACGAUUGCCACCCCCGCGAGCGGGGCCAACGUAAUCGGGCCAACGCACGCGUGAUUAGCAGGAGGAUCAGGAUUAGGAUUGGUAACGCGCGAUGAUUAUCCCAGCGUAUCACUGAUACUUGGGCCGAGGAGCGGAGGGUGGAGGAGAAGAAUAGGAAGAGGGAUAACGAAUCGCAGGGAUCGCACGACCGCGGCAAUAGUCAACAAGAUCAUUGAGUACCUAAUAUUAUAUCUACUAUAUACCUAUUAUAGGAAUGCGUGCACGAGAAAAAAGGAUACAUGUAUCCCGAACUCUACCGGACACCCCCAUCCCUUGUAUGAGAAAGAAAGAAAACCUGAACAAAUAUGUAACACGUAGCGAAUCUAGCAGCCGUAUACCGAUCGAACUGGUUACACGAGGGCAGCUACUUCCUUAAAUAUUAGUAUCAUUGAUUUUACGUCGGUCCUAUUCGCCGACGACUUGAGGAGCUGAAUGAUUCAAACUCGUACCCGGGUAUAAAUAGUCAGAGGUCUUUGAUAAAGAGGGGAGGAUAUGUUGAAUGACAGCAGGGUCAGACGAAAUAUCUACUACCCCCUACGUCGCACAUCAAGGCGUCGACGUUACGUAUAAAUAUACCCAUUGUAUAAUCUGCGUACGAUUAUAAAACGUAUCCUGUAUGUCUAGUAUUAUUAUAACCGAGGAUGAGGUAUUAAUAUUAUCGAUAUCUACCGGUAUAGAAAUGAGGGGCAAAAUAUUUCUACUUCUUUCUUUGAGUAAAAGUUUUUAUAUUACGUAUAGGGACAACGAUGUCUGCAGCUUAUGCUUCGCACCUAAAUAAGUAAACUAUUAGAUAUACAUAUGGGUACAGUAGCCUGCAAAGAGACACCUGAGUAUAGGUAUACGUAAAUAAAUGAAUGAUGAAACACUAUUGUAAGAUUGUAUGAUAAAAAUAAAGAUACUUUUGGCAAUAAUUUUUUCAGAGAAUUCCAGAAAGACUGUGGAGCAAGAUAACAUAAUAAAACAGGAAUAAUAUUAUUAAUAAUAGUAGCGUUAAUAGAAUAAUUGUAAUUGUUCCAAAUAUUGUGACUCAGUGAUAAUUUUUAGCGAUGUACACCUUAUCAAUUUUGUAAUGAGAAAGACAAACGAUAUGUAAAAACAAAUAAACGAGGGAAAAUAAUAUUCACGAAUAGAUACUGACCAAGCAAAUUGCAAAUAAUGUAGUACACCUUUUACGAUAAGAAUGUAAAAUAUAUAUAUUUUAUUAUCGAAUUGUCAAAAACAUUCCUACGUUGUAUAUACGGUGUAUAUCACAGUA